Messenger RNA from Penicillium robsamsonii, 1014 nucleotides. RefSeq names its product elongation of very long chain fatty acids protein. Gene Ontology annotation, cellular component: endoplasmic reticulum membrane. The transcript is spliced from 3 exons. The coding region runs from base 1 to 1014 and encodes 337 amino acids. Lineage: Eukaryota; Fungi; Ascomycota; Eurotiomycetes; Eurotiales; Aspergillaceae. The record is from RefSeq and is a predicted model, not a curated record. Gene Ontology annotation, molecular function: fatty acid elongase activity. Gene Ontology annotation, biological process: fatty acid elongation, monounsaturated fatty acid; sphingolipid biosynthetic process; very long-chain fatty acid biosynthetic process.
AUGGCGUCUGAAAUCCUUAAAUAUGCCUCGGUCCCGACCCUCGAUCGACCCUUUGGUGUGCACUUGUGGCCCCUCUUCGACCAGGCCUACGAGAAGGUCAUGGGAUAUCCCGCCAGCGAAUUCAACUUCACUGAGGGUGUGACCCCUCUGUCCACCUUGAAGGAGACUACAAUGAUGCUUGUCACCUACUACAUCAUCAUCUUCGGUGGCCGUGAGGUCAUGAAGAAGUUGCCCGCGUUCAAGCUUAACACCUUGUUCAUGAUCCACAACCUCCUUUUGACCACCGUUAGCGGUAUCCUGCUGGCCUUGUUCAUCGAGCAGCUUCUCCCCACUCUCUGGAGACAUGGAGUCUUCUACACCAUCUGCGACCAGGACGGUGGUUGGACUCGCCCUUUGAUUAUUCUGUACUACCUCAACUACCUCAACAAAUACGUCGAGUUCAUUGAUACUAUCUUCCUGGUCCUCAAGAAGAAGCCGUUGACCUUCCUUCACACCUACCACCACGGUGCCACCGCCCUCCUUUGCUACACUCAGCUUAUCGGUGUGACUGCCGUGCAGUGGGUGCCCAUCACCAUCAACCUACUGGUCCAUGUCGUGAUGUACUGGUACUACUUCCAGAGCGCUCGCGGCGUUCGCAUUUGGUGGAAGAAGUACAUCACCAUGCUGCAGAUCCUCCAGUUCGUCAUUGACGUUGGCUUCAUCUACUUCGCCUCGUACACCUACUUCACCUCUGCCUACUUCCCGUGGCUCCCCAACAUGGGCAAGUGCGCCGGUGAGGAAUUCGCUGCCAUGGCUGGUAUCGGCAUCAUCAGCUCCUACUUGGUCCUGUUCAUCUCCUUCUACAUUGCCACCUAUAACAAGACCGCCAAGACCGGCCGCCCCCGCCGCAACACUGGCCAAAAAUCGUUGAUCGACAUGAAAAACUUCGAACUUCCUUCCCCGGCCGGUACCCAGAACAGCGCCAAGUCCACUGGCCGCUCCAACGGCCCUGUGACCCGUUCUCGCAAGGCCUAA